CGACUUUUUGGUCGGGUGCCCAUGUGGUUUCCUCCAGUCGGCAAAGCGGCUUAUUUUGAAUCGAAUCGUCUCUUUUUGCUUGCUCCCACGACACGACACGUCCAAGUCUUUCGCUCUCGUUUGUCUGUCACACUCAAAAGCGAAUCCCACUCACGUCCUGCAAGCUCACAAGGUACAGAGACAAAACGUCGAGCUCGACACGAUAGCAGCGAUGACUUCUCACGAAUGGCGCGCUAGAGCGAGCUCGCCGGACGGCGGCAGCUCUACCUCUACCGCGAGCGCGACGGAUACGCAAGGUUCGUGGGAACGUAUCCAGCCAGAGAUGAGCAGAAAGAGAGCGGCGGAAGAGGCUGCGGAGGAUGUGAGGAGCAUACAUUCGAGCGAAUUUGGUGCGCGAAGCGAAUCGGGAGGCGACGGCGACGGCGACGGCGAGACUGGACGGAGCAUGGCUGGAGAAAGUGUGCAGCUGAUCCCACCUGUGGAGAGGAUGGAUCUCUCAUCUGCGGAGGAGGCGCAAGCUGCUGCUGCUUCACGGCGAUCCUCCGAGGGUUCGAAUGGCGAUCGCACGCUGGACGCCGCAGCAGAAGCAAGAAGCACACUCGAGAGCAGCAGCAGCAGCAGCAGCAGCAGCGCGGCGCAACCUGCCUCGAUGAUGGAUCCUUCGCCUACGCCCCCACCCCCCAACGAAGCGACCGCAAGACGCAUGGAAGAGAUUCGAGAUCAGCUCGUCAGUCUAUUGACCAAGCAUCAAGCUCCUCGUGCAGUGCUUCCCCCGUCGGGCAUGGACGCGUCCACGCCGACUGGCGACAACGGCUCAAACCACACCUCGAGAUCUGGCGCUUCCACGCCCACCCAAUCCGGCAUAGCGGCGGGACGCUACACUUCUUCCGAAGUUUUUGGCGGAGCAGCCAUAUCCAUCGCGACUCAAAACAGCCAGCGAGGCCCAUCAGCAACGCACGGAGCAGCGUGCGAAAUGUGCGGAGAGAACCUCAGAUCGUCCAUCAGAUGGGUGUGCUUGGACUGUCCUGGUGGAAAGUGGAACGCUUGCGAUGAGUGCUUUGGAAUGGUGGUGGAUGAGAAUCAUCCUCACCAUACGUUUGUCAAGGUGAUGGGAGCCAAGGAUGUCUGGAGACCUCAGCAGCAAACUCAAUUGGGAUCCAGAACGCACCGCAAUGCUUCGUCAGUCAACGAGUAUGCAGAUCCAAAGACGAUCUUUCAUCUGGGUAUCAGUUGCUCAGCUUGUCAGGGCGCUAUCAUAGGUGCCAGGUACAGGUGCGCUACUCCGGACGAGGCAUGCAAAGGGGUCAAUCUGUGCGAGAAUUGCGAAGCUAGUCCUAUCGCUCCACAUCCACGCGACCAUCCGUUGCUGAAGUACAAGCUUCCCAUCGAUUCGUGCAAGGAGGUAGACCUUCUAGACAGGACAGCACUGGACGGAGUCAUUGCUGCUCUGCUGCAAAAUGAAGAGAACGAUCCGAUGGAACGCAAUAAAGUCAAUCCUCUCGCUCUGCUUGCAGCACCUUCCAGGUUCACACCAGCAGGUCGGGAUCCUGUCGAGCCCUCCAUCAGCGACUCUUCUGCAGAAUGGCAGGAAAUUCCUCCUAGCGCCGCUCCGACACGUCAAGAGGCAGACCCUCGGCGAACACUUGUUUGGCAAGCGCAAAUGAUAGAAGAUGGAGAGACACCGUGGGGAAGCUCGGUACAACCGGGCGCGAUCUUUGCCAAGUCGUGGAAGGUGCAAAUCCCGGACGAGUCACCAGCCUGGAGCAAGGGAGCACGUAUAGCGCGUCAAAGUAUGCCGACCCUUUCUCGACCCGACAGUCAUACGCUUCGGACGGUAUCGGACGCCACGAUCUGGCCAGGCAGCGUGAUAACCAUUACGCUCUGGAAUUUGAGAGCUCCAGAGCUUCCAGGCACAUACGAAGAGAGCUGGAGAUUGGUGGACAAUACGCUGACGGGCAACAAUUUCGGAGAUCCUUUGAUCGUGCGGAUCCGAGUGCAGCCUUAUGCGCAGACCGCGCAGCAAGAGGCGAAGCAGGUCGAUGCGGAGAUGACGGCUUCUGUGCAUAUCAAGUCUGAGCCGCCAGGAAAUCGGCCUUGCGGACCUGCUCACAGGCCCAUGAGCAAGUCCACGUAUGGGCUAGCACCUUUUCAGGCCACGAUUCUCACCUCCACCAGCAGGUGGGGUCCCAACGAGAAUUACACCGAUGCUUGGAAACCUCGCAUGGUGCCUGAAGGAGCGACGAUAGCGCACAGUUGGCAAAUCAGAAACUCCUCCACUCGCUCUUGGCCCUUGAUAGACGCCAAAGGUCCAACGAACAACAUCCGACCAGACUCGUCCACCCUUGCCCACACGCUUUGGGGACGCACUCUGCUCUUGCUAAGGAAAAGCACCCGAUCGGCUCUGUGUUGCGAUACGGACGAUGCGAGCUUCUCGAUUCCUCAAAAGACGCUUUCGCCAGGUCAAGAAGCUUGCAUCACCAUUCGAGGAUUGAAGCUUCCCGCCUUUCCCACCAGCGAGAUGAUGAGCACCGUAUUGGUCGAAGAGACUUGGCAACUCGUCACCAGCGACGGCAUGGAGAUUGGCGAAUCGCUGUUGAUCAGUCUGUUCAUGCGCAAAAACGAGGUGAAAGAGGGCCAAGGCAAGGGUCAAGGAAAGAACAAAGGCAAAGCAGCGCAGGUGGAGGGGGAGGACUUCGAGAUGGACGGUCCGCAUAGCCAUUCUCUGCCGCCGCCGCCAUCUGCUUGACCACAGAGCACCCCUUCAACUUUUGGUAUUUUUUUUUUUGCGUGCUGGUGAGAACGUGCCGUACAGAGCGUAGCAGAGCUCGCCACGCUCCGCAAAUCACAGAUCCGUGCUCUCCUCUCACUGUACAUACAUUCCUUGCAAAGAUGUGUAGCUAUACGAGGUUCCUUGUCAUUCCCUUCUCCAAUCUCUUCCCAUCUUACACCGCAUUGUGGAGAUCGUAGCCGCCACAAGAUCUGAUCAGGGUUCCCGUUCCUGCGCAAUGCGAGCCUGAUUUGCGCCGAUGCGCUCGGGUCGUGCUGCGCGCGUACGCCAAGUUGAAACCUUGCGAAGCUCUGUCGCUCUGCUGCGUCGGCUCUCCUUUUAGCUCCUUUCGGAAAUGCACACACACCCCACUCGUCGGAGCGUCAUGUUGCGAAGCGCAUGUAGCCUGCGCAGUCGACCCGAUGCAUCUGUGCGAAAUUC
Molecule: messenger RNA, 3208 nt
Organism: Ceraceosorus guamensis
Lineage: Eukaryota; Fungi; Basidiomycota; Exobasidiomycetes; Ceraceosorales; Ceraceosoraceae
Exons: 1
Coding region: 212-2746 (844 amino acids)
Biological process (GO): macroautophagy
Cellular component (GO): phagophore assembly site
Molecular function (GO): zinc ion binding; ubiquitin binding
Source: RefSeq, a predicted model, not a curated record